AUGCCAAAGGCUGGGAACGCUCCGUUGAGCGCCCUCUUUGGGCUGAACAAGCCGACAGGCGUCCCCUCGAUGACGCUCCUCAACCGCUUGCAGCCCUUGUUCUCCGCGUCGGAGCUCUUCAGGGACCCUAACAAUGCGAAUGAGCAGGAUCAGGGAGGCAAGGGGUGGAAGAAGGGCAAGAAGGGUAGGGGCAGGAGGGCCGACAAGGUCAAGAUGGGCCAGGGAGGGACGCUUGAUCCGCUCGCAGACGGUGUACUCGUUGUCGGCACGAACGCAGCGACGAAAUCCCUCUCCCGCUUUCUCGACUGCACGAAAGAGUACCGCGCUAUCGGUCUUCUCGGCUGCUCGACUGACAGCUACGACUCUGACGGGAAGCGGGUCAAGAUGGCGAGCUGGCAAGGCAUCACGAAGGAGAAGGUCGAGGAGGUCUUGGGACGGUUCAGGGGAGAGAUUGAGCAGACGCCGCCUGUCUACUCCGCGCUGAAGAUGGACGGCAAACCUCUCUACGAAUACGCCCGCAGCAACACUCCUCUUCCCCGCCCCAUCCCUCCUCGAAAAGUCACCGUCCACUCGCUUGAGCUCCUGCGCUUCGCAAACGGUGACGAGCACACAUACGAGUACCCCAAAGAGGAGUUGGAGGAGGACAAGAAAAAGGAGCUGGAGCGAUUGGAGAAGAUGGUCAAGGAGGGACGGACAACGGUGCCUAGCGAAGAGGAUGUUGCGCAGGGUGAUGAGGAUGCGACUACGAGUGCGCCUGCUGAGGCGAACACGAGCGAGGCAGGGCCUUCAGACUCCACCGUCUCCCGCCCUCCUAUCUUUGAGAUCCACCUCACCGUCUCCUCCGGCACCUACAUCCGCUCCAUCGUGCACGACAUCGGCCUCGCCCUCGGUUCCGUCGCACACGUCGUCAAGCUCACGCGAACACGGCAGGGCGAGUUCGUGCUCGAGCCGCCGAGCGCCUCAACUGUCCUCUCAGCUGGCGAUGGCGCGGAGAAGAAGGAAGGAGAGGAAGCGGAUGUCGUGAAGGAGAAGGCGGCGGACGGGCUGGAGCUCGAGACCUUCACAGGCGGGUGCGUCGAGUGGAGCACGCUGGAGAAGGCAAUUGAAGAGCAGGCCAAGGCGAAGAAGGAGGGACGGGAAGUCGAGGGACGGGAUCAGGACGGGUGGUUGGAGUGGGAGAGGGAGUUGCUGAGGAAGUGCAAGCGGGUGUAG
Molecule: messenger RNA, 1212 nt
Organism: Rhodotorula toruloides NP11
Lineage: Eukaryota; Fungi; Basidiomycota; Microbotryomycetes; Sporidiobolales; Sporidiobolaceae
Product: tRNA pseudouridine synthase B
Exons: 5
Coding region: 1-1212 (403 amino acids)
Biological process (GO): tRNA modification; mRNA pseudouridine synthesis
Cellular component (GO): mitochondrion
Molecular function (GO): RNA binding; pseudouridine synthase activity
Source: RefSeq, a predicted model, not a curated record